Musa acuminata AAA Group (dessert banana) is the source of this 4257-nucleotide messenger RNA. RefSeq lists its product as uncharacterized. Gene Ontology annotation, molecular function: calmodulin binding. NCBI's taxonomy places the organism in Eukaryota, Viridiplantae, Streptophyta, Magnoliopsida, Zingiberales, Musaceae. The transcript has a single exon. The coding region runs from base 1498 to 3954 and encodes 818 amino acids. The record is from RefSeq and is a predicted model, not a curated record.
UCCUGCAGAAUCCGCCGAAAUCGCCGUCGCCCCACACAAGAUCCACCAGAGGGGAGACCGGAUCCUCUUCUACUCGCUUUCUGGUGGCCGGGAAUCCUCAUAGGGUGCGAUAUCGGUGCCCAUCUCUCGGCAUUUUAGCUGUGGUCUCUCACCUGCCUGUUUCUCGUACGAUUGAAAAGGCGCGUAUUUGAUUCGCUUUUCUUGCUUUUCCGAGGUUCCUCGUCGUUCUUGUUCUUGAUCGCAUUGGUUAUGAGUGAGUCUCUUGCUUGGUUGUCGACUUUCUGUUCGAUUUCCUAUCGUUCUGUUGUUGCUUUAAUGGAUUUGGAUGGAAGUGUUGAUAUCGUUGUGGGAAUAUCAAAUGCUAACCAAAAGCUUUCGACUAUGACCAUGAAAUAUCUAAAAUUUAUAAUACGUUGCAGCCAUUUGUUCUUCUUUGCUUUUCGGGCGAGUACUCGAUCUUUUUGAUAUUAUGGCCAUCUCUCUUGGUGCCAACUGCGUGGAAUUAUACUUCUGGGUGAUGAAGAGUCCUGAGAGAUAUCGAUACUCAUGUUAGCCUUCACAUUUAGAGUUAGCAACAUGGAAAACUUCAUGUAUGCAUCAAUUAUCGGCUUAGAGGACCUAUACUUUUUAUGAAUCCAAAUGGAGCUCUCAUCAGAUACUGGCUGGAGCCAAAUUUGGGGCAGAAAUUUUCUCCAAGAUGGAGAAAUAUGCCUCUUUUCCUUUAUGCUCCAAUUGUGUUAGUACUUCUAUCUAAGCGAUUUUUUAUUUUCUUUUAAAAAGAAGUCUGGAAAUGGCAUGAGUAGAAGAUGUAAGAUGAUCCGUGGCUGCCUGUAGCUAUCAUUUUAAAUGCCUUUAGGUCUGGAGAGUACAUUUAAUAGGAAAAAGAAUUGCUCAAUGCAUGAAACUUCUUCCAAUGUGAGGUUUAGGAAGGGUUAAAUUUAUUCAGGCUUAUUCCUAUUACUUGCAAUACAUAUGAUUAAUGCUAAUGCUUGUUUCUUUAGUUCUACAAGCACUUACUAUUUUUUUCGGUCAUCUUACAAAAACAAGUCAUGCAAUUGUUAGUGGAAAAUGGAGUUUUAAUAUGUAUAUGUUAAGUUGUAAGUUUAGUUCUGUUUGAGUUUGAUAUUUUAUAUAACUAAUAGGUCUCAACCGGAAGGUAUGAAAGGAAAGGGUUCCUUCCUUAGGGAUGUAUGGUAAUGCAUAAUAAUUUUAUACUAAAAUUUGACAAUUUUUACAAUAAACCGAAGAACAUGCUUCUUGCACUCAAAGUAUGGUUAUUAUUUUUUAUGCAACUUUCUGUCAAAUUUAUUAAGUUGUUUCUUUGUAAACUAAUAGCUUUUUCCUUUAUCACUGACGAUGCACUGUGUUUCUUGCAUGAUCAUCUUCCCAGAAUAGAUUAUUUAUUGCUGUGAAAUUUUGCCCUGUGUCUUAGUGUAGUAUCCAAUGCAACAUGAGUGACUCUAUAAUUCGUCUGGCCGCUAUAAUUCUUCCUUGGGUAUGUUUCUUAGUCUGUCUUAUUAUGUGCUCAUAAUCCUGCCUAUUUGUUGCAGAAGUCAAGACACAAGUCACAUUAUAUUUAUAAUUCAAAUGAGUCAAGUGACAGAUUUUAGUUCAGUAAUUCCUGAAGUAGUAAAGCCUAAAAGAGCAGAAAGGACAACUGCAACAGUGGAAACAGAUAGCAUUACUACACCAUAUCCUUUAAAUACUGAUGGGAAGAUUCUUUCUCGCUACUUAAGACCUUCUACAGGUUCUUGCCAUGAUUUCUGUAAAUAUGGACUUAAGCAUGAAUAUGAAGAAAAGAAAAGGCAUCACUUUUUCCUUGGGGCUUCAACCAAUAGCCAGAUGCCUGAUGGCGAACACAAUCAAUCACAUUUCAUGACUGUAAAUCAGAGAAAGCACAAAUCAGAGCUCAAGCCAAGGACAACUAACACAAAAGAUGAACUCACUGAUAAGACUAGACUCAGUGAGCAGAUGGAUCUUCCACCUGAGAAGAUAAUUCAGACUUCCAGUUCCCUUACCAGUCUAGCAGCAGGAUUUGUUCACGAAUCCUCAAGCUUGAAGCAUAUUUCUACAGUACAUGACCGAGAAAAUAAUGCAUCUUUUGAGCAUUCAGCUGCAAAUCAAAAUGAAAAAUUAUCAGAGGAAUUUAUGGAUGUUGCAUCUGAUGAGCAUGAAUCCAGAAGAUUAUCCUGUGAAUCUGUAAUCACGAAACUCGAUAGAACAACCUUGCAGAACGGUGUUGCUGUUGAAGAGUGUAUACCCAUAACUAAGGUAGAAGGUUCAUCCGAGGAACCUGUAAGUAUGAAGUUUAUGAUUUCGUCAACAAUUCAGGACAACUUUGCUUCUUCUGAGCAUAAAGCAGAAAAAGCAACAGAAGGAUCAUCGUUGGAGCAGAUUAGCAUGGAGUUGAGGAUUGCAUCUCCCAUCAUAGAUGAUAUUGCAUUUGCUGAGUAUCAAAUGGCCAAUGGAGUAGAUGAAUCAUCUAAUAAAUCAAUGAACAUUGGGGUGAAGGCUCUUCCUGGAUCAUCUGAGGGACCAUCAAGUCUGAAAUUGCUGAAUCAUAAGAGCAAGGCAUCUGCUAAGUGCAGACCUGCCUAUCGAGCAGAAGCAUUACCUAAGGAAGCUUUGAGCAUGAAGCUAAAGACUCCACCAUCUCAAAAAAGCUCCACAUCUACCAUGAACACACCAAUUGAUCAAGCAGGAUUCGCCAAGAAACAGAUUCAGGUGAGGAGUUCAAGAAUAGGUGACAAAACAAAGAGAGAGUUGAACAUGCUGAAGAGAAAUGAGGAAACUGGAGGCUCUAAUGGACAUAAAGUCAUAAAGGAGGAACAAUGUGAUAUAUCCGUUGGACCAAAAUGUGUCAAGAAGAAUUUUGCAGCAAGGAAAACAAUGAAAUCAAUCAGGUUGGAGUCUGAGCAAGAGCAUCCAUCAUGUUUCAAGAGCAACAUUUUAUCUGCCACACCCAGAGUAGUGAAGAAGGCAACCUUACCCCCUUCCAAGAGUCUGGUUGAUAGAUCAUUUGUAGGUGGGACAUCUUUAAAGUUGAAGGUCUUGGUAAAAUCUUCACCUGCAUCCAUUUCUUCAACAGGACUAUUUGAUCCAAGGUACCGGGAGAAGAUAAUCAAGGUUGGAGACAACAAGUCUAAUGGGGGCAAAGAAAAAGCAUUUGAAUCACUGUCAACCCUUCCAUCCACCAAGUCUCUGCUUUCUAGGGUAUCAAGCAUGAAGCUGAGAAAAUACAGGAAAGUAAUCCCUUCUUUCACCACGAAUUAUCAAGCAAAAGCUGGAAAUUUUGGUCUCAAGGAUAAAACUAUCCGUGCAUUUGAGCCUAAUUUGGAGAAAAUUGACCUGAAAGCCUUGAGACAAAAACUCCGAAAACACAGAUCACAUCCAGACAGGAAUGAAGAGCUCAAGGAAUCUGGAUCUCAGUUGGGCGGAUCUAGUGAAACUGUUUUGCACAGAGAGGCAUCUCAGAGAACCUACAGAGAUGUUUGUGAAAGUGAAAUAAAAAGUGCUCCUGAAAGGAAUACUGGUGUUAACUCAGAAUAUAAAAUUGGCACAUCUCGUAAGUCAAACUUCAGCAGAAGUAAGAUGGUUAACCUUCAGCCUGAAAACAAUAAUAAUCCUCCGAGGAGACUCAGAUUCAGGCAGGUUCAGACUGUAGGUGACAAUCGGAAGGCUAAAGAAAUAGCGACAGAGAGCUUUAGAAACAGGAUGGAAUCAGAUGGCGUAGGACCAAGUGCUUCUCUCUCGGAUGCUAUUAAUGUUGUCUUGAGACAUCAAGAUGUCAAUGAUAAGAAAGACACCCAAGGUUUGUUCAAUAAUGUGAUCGAGGAAACUGCAAGCAAGCUUGUUGAGUCUAGGAAGAGCAAAGUUAAGGCCUUAGUUGGUGCUUUCGAAACCAUUAUCUCUCUUCAAGAAAGCAAAGUAGCUCCACUAGUUGCAGUUCCCUGAUUACUUUCUGAUACUUGGUCAAAAAGUGUUCAUGAUGCUAUCACCCUCCAUUCUUUCCUUUCCAAUUUAGUUAAAUGGCUUUGUUUUGAGGAUCCUGGUGAAGUUUAUGUACAGGUGUAGUAUGGAGAUGGAAAAAAACUUUAGAUAGAUGGAUUUGGCUUGCAAGGCUUACAGAUUUUGCAUGAGGAAGAUGUGUCAGUGGCACAGAUUGUGUUGGGCACAUAUUUGAUUGCUGUUUGUGUUUAUCUUAAUAUGUUUUGAUGAUCCCAAAAACUCUCAGAGAUGUGAAACAAAUAAAUUGCU